CGGCGGCUGCGUAUGUAUGUAUAUAUGCAUAUUUCACCACGAUGUUCCACGUUGGAAAGAGAAACGAUCCGCUUUGAAAGAUCACCGCACGUAUACAGCAAGGCCUGUUACAGCAUUGUGCCCCGAUUUCCCCUCACUUCAGAACAAGGUCAAUCAAUCGGGCGCGCGGAUUCUUCUCGGUCUUCACAUAAACGAUGAAAAUAUAAAGUUGCCAUGAGCUCGAAACGGAUUUCAUGGGGGCGAAUAUUACUGUAUGGUCUGGUAAUCCUCGUCCUGCCCCACAGCGCGUCCCGAUCAAGACUUCAGUGGUUCGAGUCUCCGACAUGAGCAACGCGGCAUUGAUCGAUCCCUUUUUUGUAAUGACCAACCCGAG
Molecule: messenger RNA, 373 nt
Organism: Lentinula edodes (shiitake mushroom)
Lineage: Eukaryota; Fungi; Basidiomycota; Agaricomycetes; Agaricales; Omphalotaceae
Exons: 2
Coding region: 17-217 (66 amino acids)
Source: RefSeq, a predicted model, not a curated record